Messenger RNA from Thrips palmi, 1383 nucleotides. Its product is annotated as F-box/LRR-repeat protein 2-like. The record is from RefSeq and is a predicted model, not a curated record. The transcript is spliced from 7 exons. Gene Ontology annotation, cellular component: SCF ubiquitin ligase complex. Gene Ontology annotation, biological process: SCF-dependent proteasomal ubiquitin-dependent protein catabolic process. Gene Ontology annotation, molecular function: protein binding. Lineage: Eukaryota; Metazoa; Arthropoda; Insecta; Thysanoptera; Thripidae. The coding region runs from base 127 to 1356 and encodes 409 amino acids.
CACUACUACGUCUUCUGCAUGCGUCGUCUGCUUGUUGCUUUCUACGAAUUUUACUGUGCUGGAUGAACUUCAUUUAAGGCGAAAUUCAAUUCUACCUAACAUCCUAUACUUCUACACCCCUCAUUCAUGGCCGAUGCAAAUCCUGAAGAUUGCGGGCCUGACGUCAAUAUUUUAGGUCUGCCAGAAGAAAUUGCUCUCUGUAUUUUCUCGUACUUGUCAGCAUCAGAAUUGAGUGACAACGUUGCAAAAGUUUGCACAUUAUGGAGAGUGUAUGCCAGUGCUUUUCAGCUAUGGAAGCGUUUAGAUUACACUGUAGAUGCUGGUGUAAGGGGCAGAAGAGAGCAAGUAUCCAUAUUUCAGACAGCAUCUGCAUUUCGAAAAUUAACUCUGAAAGACAGUUCGAGUCUGGGUUGUCUUUUGCCAAUGCUAUUCUGCAACUGCUCAAGUAUUCAAGAAUUAGUGAUAAGUGGUGAAGAGAUGGAUCCUGAUAUUCUUUCAAAUCUUGGAAGACAUUACAAAGGCUCCAUUCAAUCUCUUACUCUUGAGGGAAUGGAACUCGACAAUAAUUGGUAUUCAUCAAUAUCAGGCAUAGCCAGGGGCUUGAAAUCUCUGACCAUUAAAGCUGAUUGUUGUGUGUGGGCAAUGGGCCUCUUAUCUGUUGAGUGCAUCUCCCUCAGUGCUCUACGUUUAACAAGCUGUUGUCAAACAGAAAACCAUCGCAGACAGAUGCAAGGAGUUAAAAGAAUGUUGAGUUUGUUACCAGAUGGUUUGCAAACAUUACAGCUUGGAGCGCAUAUAACACCAAAUGGAGAAAUCAUGCAAGCAAUCGGAGAAAAAAGAAGACUGGAAACUUUGACACUAGAGGAUUGCUGUGAAAUUUUGGACAGAGAUUUACUGAAUCUUCUUAGUCUUUCCAAAUUGCAAUGCCUUCAAUUGUGGCGUGGUCAUAGUUUCUCAACAAAUGGUCUUCUUAAUUUUGUCUACAACUCAAACUUCCCUCAUUUGAAACAUCUAGACUUCUUUGACUGUCCAAAUCUCAAUGAUGAAGUGAUACAAGAAAUUAGUAUCAAGUGCUCACAAGUGGAAACUUUGGAUAUUAGCAGCUGUCACUUGAUAACUGACAAUGGACUGGCCAGCAUUUUCCAAUUUUGUUCCAAUCUUCACACUCUUAAGAUGAGCCACCUGCCUCAGCCAACUGGAAAAGACUACUUGAACCAUCUGCCUCAACUUCUGCCAAAAUUGAUUUAUCUAGACGCAUACAAUUGUUGCAACAUUUCUAUUGAUCUUUUAGCUAGUCUAGAAAAUGAAAAAUUAAUAGUAAUGUAUGGAAAACGCAUCAGAAGAAUUCAAAGGUGACAUUUUUUAAACAUAAAUUAAAAAUCC